AUGUCGAAGGCAGACGGCGACCAGCGUAAGACUGACUACUUCACCAAGCUUGUCCAGCUCCUCCAGGAGUACCCCCGCCUGUUCAUUGUCGGCGUUGACAAUGUCGGCUCCAACCAGAUGCAGCAAAUCCGCAUGUCCCUCCGCGGCCGCGGUGUCAUCCUCAUGGGCAAGAACACCAUGAUCCGCAAGGCCAUCCGCGGACACGUUGCCGCCAACCCCGCUGUUGAGAAGCUCCUCCCCUUCAUCCGCGAGAACGUCGGCUUUGUCUUCACCAAGGACGACCUCUCCCAGGUCCGCACCAUCAUCACCGCCAACCGUGUCGCUGCCCCCGCCAAGGCUGGUGCCCUCGCCCCCGUUGAUGUGUUCGUCCCCGCUGGCAACACUGGUCUCGGCCCCGAGAAGACCUCCUUCUUCCAGGCUCUGUCCAUCCCCACCAAGAUCGCCCGUGGUACCAUCGAAAUCGUCUCUGACGUCCACCUGAUCAAGUCUGGCGACAAGGUCGACGCCUCCGCUGCCGCCCUGCUCAACAUGCUCGCCAUCUCCCCCUUCUCGUACGGUCUUGUCAUCCGCAACGUCUACGACAACGGCGCUGUCUUCUCGCCCGAAGUCCUCGACAUUACCCAGGACGACCUCCUCUCCAAGUUCACUCUUGGUGUCCGCAACGUCGCUGCCGUCUCCCUCGCCAUCGACUUCCCCACCGUUGCCUCGGUCCCCCACUCGAUCGUCAACGCCUACAAGAACGUCCUCGCUGUUGUUGCCGAGAUCGACUACACCUUCAAGCAGGCCGAGAAGCUCAAGGCCUACCUUGCCAACCCCUCUGCCUUCGCUGCCGCUGCCGCCCCCGUCGCUGUCGCCGCCAAGACUGAGGCCAAGAAGGAGGAGCCCAAGAAGGAGGAGAAGAAGGAGGAGUCCGAGGAGGGCGACAUGGGCUUUGGUCUUUUCGACUAA
Capsaspora owczarzaki ATCC 30864 is the source of this 948-nucleotide messenger RNA. Its product is annotated as ribosomal protein P0. Bases 1 to 948 code for a protein of 315 amino acids. Lineage: Eukaryota; Filasterea; Ministeriida; Capsasporidae. Gene Ontology annotation, cellular component: cytosolic large ribosomal subunit. Gene Ontology annotation, molecular function: large ribosomal subunit rRNA binding; structural constituent of ribosome. Gene Ontology annotation, biological process: ribosomal large subunit assembly; cytoplasmic translation; ribosome biogenesis. The transcript has a single exon. The record is from RefSeq and is a predicted model, not a curated record.